Molecule: messenger RNA, 555 nt
Organism: Penicillium crustosum
Lineage: Eukaryota; Fungi; Ascomycota; Eurotiomycetes; Eurotiales; Aspergillaceae
Exons: 2
Coding region: 1-555 (184 amino acids)
Source: RefSeq, a predicted model, not a curated record
AUGUUUUUACCACAUAUUACUCUACACUACCCGAAGCUGGCUGUCCAACUGGCCUUAUGCACUGCCUUUCUUCUGCGCCGCUCCGGUCUCUUCUUCCGAAGUGGAUACAAUCCCUCUGGUUCCCACCAGGAGAGCAAAUUAAAGAACGCCUGGAUCAUACUGUCCCCACUGUUCCCAGCCCGUAUACGAGAACUGAACCAGCGGUAUGUAAGCUUCAAAAUUCGGAAGUUGCAUAUAACGUCACAAAGCCUCUACCAGUUUGCAUUUCAAACCAAACAGAGAGACUGCCACGGACACGCACUAAACCACUCGAAAAUAAUUUUUGUGGGUUUUCCUGCAAACUGCAAGCCUUUUCUAUUACCUUCUCACAUUUCACUUGCUAGCAACCCGACCCCAAGCCAUCUCCGAGACUAUUGCGUUAAAUUUGUCAAAGGAAGGAUUACUUGCAUGGGAGAGGAACGCCCAUCACCUGAGUGGUCAACUAUGUAUUUGAAAAACAAAAAACUGGCUGUGAUCAUGUUGUCAAACAUUGGUCAAGGAUCGAGUCUUCAGUAA